AUGGCUCUGACAUCAUGGAAAGCGUUCAACUUCAUCGACGUCUCGCCGGUCAAGAUACCGGACGAGAGCUCCGCGCUGUUCGGUAGCGACCUUUCAAGCCUCUGCACCGGCUCCGCGAACCUUUUCCUCGGCACCACUGAUGGCUUCGUUCACAUCGUUACCCAAGGCUUCCGCGUUGCGCGCUCAUUCAAGGCCCACGACACCGGCUUGAUCACCCACAUGAAGCAGAUUAAUGGCACUUCCCUACUCGUCACGGUUUCGGAGGAUCUCCCGAACGAACCUGUGUUAAAGGUCUGGGCGCUGGAUACGGAGAAGAAAGGCGGCGGGCCACAAUGUCUGUCCACAGUGUCUGUGCAGAAUGGGCGACGGCCAUCUCCGAUUUCGGCAUUUGCGGCUGUCGACGAUCUCUCCCAAGUGGCGGUUGGUUUCGCGAAUGGAUCUGUGACGAUUGUCCGGGGCGACCUAAUCCACGAUCGUGGCGCGCGCCAGCGCAUUGUCUUCGAGUCGGAAGAGCCGAUUACAGGCCUUGAAACGCAGGAGGGCUCUGUCACUGUGCUUUAUAUCGCGACGACAAACAGGAUUCUCACACUGGUAAUUUCGGGACGGGGACAGGGUCAGCCUGCGCGCAUACUGGAUAACAUGGGAUGUGCGUUGGGUUGCAUGACGCCGGACCAGGAAACGGGGGAGAUUCUCAUUGCCAGAGAGGAUGCGGUCUACACAUACGGUUCUCGUGGCCGUGGGCCGAGUUAUGCUUUCGAGAGCCCCAAGACGUCUAUCAAGUCGUUCCGCGACUACGUGGCGUUAGUUUGCCCACCCAAAGCAGGAACCGGGAGGCGCGAAUCGUUGCGAAAGUACGGUGUCAGCCCUGGAGACGAGAUCUUCGGCACAACGACAUUUACACUGCUUGAUACCGACCUCAAGUUUAUUUCUCACAGCGAAGCGCUAGUGGCGCCGAUGAAGCACAUUUUCAUGGAAUGGGGCGACCUGUUCUUGCUCACGACUGAAGGAAAGAUCUUUAGAUAUCGGGAGAAGAGCCUCCAACAACGACUUGAAAUACUCUACGAGCGCAACCUCUACAUCCUGGCUAUCAAUCUUGCGCAAAAGAUUGGCAUCGAUCCACUGCAGCAGAAUGCCAUCUAUCGCAAAUACGGUGAUUUCUUGUACCAACGCGGCGACUACGAUACGGCUAUGCAGCAGUAUCUUCGGGCAAUUGACAACACGGAGCCAUCUCAAGUUAUUCGCAAAUAUCUGGAUACACAGCGAAUUCACAACUUGAUCGAGUAUCUGGAGGAACUGCACGACCAUGGCCGUGCCACGGUCGACCACACAACACUUCUCUUGAACUGCUACGCGAAGUUGAAGGAUACCAGCAAGCUGGACUCAUUCAUUCAAGCUCCUGGUGAGCUCAAGUUUGAUCUGGAAACGGCAAUUGCAAUGUGCCGCCAGGGCGGAUACUUCGAGCAAGCGGCCUACCUUGCCACAAAACACGGAGAAAAUGACAUGGUGGUGGAUAUCCUCAUCGAAGAUUCCAAGAAGUAUGCUGAAGCCGUGGAGUAUAUCUGGCGGUUGGAACCCGAAGCGGCAUAUCACAAUCUGAUGAAAUACGCCCGGGUCCUCUUGGCUCACUGCCCUGAGCGAACAACGGAACUCUUCAAGGUUUACUAUACAGGACAGUAUCGGCCGCACACGGAUGUAGAACUACCGUCCGAGUCCCAAACUCAACCUACAAGUACCAUGCAAAGUCUUGCUGGUCUUCUCCCCUUGCGGUAUAUGACUGGCGGUAUAAGGUCUCAACCCACUGCCCCAGCUCCCGAAAAUGUCAAGGCUGAAGAGAACCCCGACAAUGUCCCACUGGAAUAUGAGGUUCCAAAGCCUCGGACUGCGUUCUCGGCAUUUGUUGACCACCCACAAAAGUUCAUCAGCUUCCUGGAGACCCUCGUGCAACAGCCCGACCUGAAGAGGGACGCUAAAGUUGAUCUCUUCACUACGCUCUUCGAGAUGUAUCUCGACACGGCCAAGAGAAAGAAAGACGCGGCAGAGAAACAAGAAUGGGAGAACAAGGCAAAGAAGCUGAUUGAAGGGAAAGAUAUUCCCAUUUCCACCUCCAAUGUCCUCCUUCUCUCCGACCUAUCCAACUUCCGGGAAGGUUCCACAUUGGUUCGCGAGCAAGAAGGCCUCCGCCUAGACAUAUUCAGAUCGUUCACGUCCGCCAAGGAUACUCAAGGUGCCAUCCAAGCUUUGAGGCGCUACGGACCAGACGAGCCUCAGCUUUACGUCGAUGCCUUGACGUACUUUGCUUCAAGCCCACAGAUCCUCGAAGAAGCAGGCGACGAGCUGGACGUAGUCCUGCGCCGCAUCGACCAAGAUGGCCUUCUCUCCCCACUACAAGUGAUUCAAGCUCUCAGCAACAACGCCGUGGUCACAAUGGGCCGAGUCAAGAAAUAUUUAUGCGACAAUAUCGACCGCGAACGCAAAGAGAUUACAACUAACCGCCGCCUCAUAACAAGCUACAAAUCCGAAACAGCCACCAAGAAAGAAGAACUCGACAACCUCGCCAGCCAACCCGUCGUCUUCCAAUCCCGUCGCUGCCAAUCCUGUGGCGGCACGCUCGACCUGCCCACCGUGCACUUCCUCUGCCGCCACUCCUUCCACGAACGCUGUCUCAAUCGUGUCGACGACGAUGCCCAGUGUCCCGUUUGCGCGCCGACAAAUUCGACGCUCCGUGCUAUCCGUCAGCGCCAGGUUGACUCGGCUGAUCAGCAUGAUCUGUUCAAGGCGGAGUUGUCGCGCUCGAGGGAUCGGUUCGGUGUUGUCAGUGAGUUCUUUGGGAGGGGGGUUAUGAGGUCGCAGGCGACGAUGGAUUAG
This is a messenger RNA of Penicillium cinerascens, 2865 nucleotides long. Its product is annotated as tethering complex subunit PEP5. Gene Ontology annotation, biological process: vacuole organization; vesicle-mediated transport; organelle fusion. Gene Ontology annotation, cellular component: HOPS complex; endosome. The transcript is spliced from 9 exons. Gene Ontology annotation, molecular function: protein binding; protein-macromolecule adaptor activity. Lineage: Eukaryota; Fungi; Ascomycota; Eurotiomycetes; Eurotiales; Aspergillaceae. The coding region runs from base 1 to 2865 and encodes 954 amino acids. The record is from RefSeq and is a predicted model, not a curated record.